AUAGCUCCAGGGCCCAUUAUAACUCGUCUUUUUGCGAGAAGCGGCCCACACCAUAAAUCCGAAAUUCCUAAUCCGCUCUAUCACCACGAGAUUCUUCUAGAACAGAAAAGGAAACCAUCCGAACGGCCCAGAUGGACGCACCACCACGACCGCCGUCUCCCCUCGUCCUCCUCUCCUUCCUUCUCCUCCUCUCUCCGGCCAACGCAACGGCGGCGGCCUUCUCCUUCCCAUCAUCAUCAUCCUACUCUCCCUACAAAACCGCAUCCUCCCUUUCCCACUCCCUCCUCACCCGCGUCUCCAACCUCCGCGCCGCCCGCGGCGACGUCGCCGGCGCGCACCGCGCCAAUCUAAUCGCCGAGAAGCUGGACCGCGGGCUCGAUUUGGGGAUCUGGGGAUUCGCCUGGUCAAUCGGUUGGGACUACUCCAGGAACUACGCGUGGCGGAAUUUGAAGUACAGGGAGCUGCUCGGCGCCGUUUCGGAUCUGAACAGCCUGAUUUCGGUCCUGACGGGGCUGACCUCGGCCAGAUCCAACGCCGAGAGAGCGGCUUGGGCGGCGCAAAAUUACGGCAAUCUGGCGAAGACGGCGAGAUCGACGUUGCGUAGGAUGUUGUAAAAAAAAAAAAACGUUUCUUCCCCCAAUUAUUCGUUUGAUUGAUGAAUUUGGUUUUGCCGAACCGUAUGCCCACCCCUACAGGGAGCGGUGAAGGAAGCGCUGGAGGCAGUGCAGAAGGAGGUGGUGGAAGGUGGGCUGCUGAGGGACUGCAUUGAAGUUGGAAGCAGCGAUUGGCGAGGGUUGAUGGAAAUUCUCAAGGAUUGGACUUCACGGCUGAAUUUUUCUCCGGGUUAUGCCGGCGACGGGGAACUUUGAUCCGAACAUCACCGGCGUAACCUUUAUCGCAGAAUUUGUAAAUAAAUUUUAUUAUAUCAACUUACGAUUCCGGUGGUUGUGAGCCUUGCGAAGCGAGUAUGAUCUCACUAUGAGCACUAUAGCUGAAUGAAGAUGGAUUGAUAUG
Linum trigynum is the source of this 1014-nucleotide messenger RNA. The record is from the annotation of a GenBank genome assembly. NCBI's taxonomy places the organism in Eukaryota, Viridiplantae, Streptophyta, Magnoliopsida, Malpighiales, Linaceae.